ACCUGGACUGGUGCUGUGGGAUGUGGAGUUACCUGACAUUUCUUCCUGAAGUAGCAGACUGUUUGGACAUUCCCAGUUUACUCAACCACAUGUCCCACAAGGACUGUGCAGUCAGAUGGUAUGCUGCUGCUGCUGUCAGUAAGCAUGUUGGCUUGUCGGAAGCAGAGACAGAUGCGCUGUUCCGGAACAUUUUCAAGGAGGAGGAACUUCGGACUGUUGUUGUCAGAAUUGACAAGGACUUGCUGAAGCUAAGAUCUCGCCACAGAACAAACUGCAGCUCGCUGACUGUAGGCACCCUCAAGACCUCCCAGGCCCACACGCUACAGGCUGUGACAGCACCGGACCUCAGUGCUGGGGUCGUCUGUGUCAUGGGCAUUUUGCUGCCCAAGCUGGACACAGGACAGAGGACCAGUGAUGAGGCUCUGUGCGACCUGGUUCCCGUUGCUUCGACCCAGCACCACCUGCGGAGCCUGGCCCUGGCCGUGUCUGCUGGCUCCCCGGUGCUGCUGCAGGGCCCCGUCGGGUGUGGGAAGACGUCGCUCGUGGAACACCUGGCCGGGCUCACGGGGCGCCGAGGCGUGCCGCACUUGAUCAAGAUACAGCUCGGGGAUCAGACUGACAGCAAGGCUUUACUUGGAACGUACUGCAGCACGGAGACUCCUGGAGAGUUUGUUUGGCGUCCCGGGGCCUUGACCCACGCUGUGACCUCAGGCAGCUGGGUGCUUCUGGAGGACGUGGACACAGCUCCCAUGGACGUGAUCUCGCUCCUGGUGGCGCUGGCAGAGACGGGUGCUCUCCCCUUGCCAGGCCACGGGGACGAAGUGCGUGCAGUCCCGGGCUUUCAGCUCUUUGUUACUCAGAGGUUGCUGAGCUCUUCUGAGGGACUUCAUCGGCAGCUGGGCAGCAAGUCGGCCUUACUGGAGAAGUUGUGUAGUGUGGUCAACGUGGAGCCUUUGUGCCGGACUGAGCUAGAGCAGGUGGUCACUUCCAAGUUCUCGGCCCUGAGCCCCAUCGUUGACCGCCUGCUGGACAUCUAUUUCAUGCUCUCGUCUGGCCAGCAUGACUCGGAGGAUGGGAACAGUGCAGGGUCUGUCGACAGGAAGCUCUUGUCACACGGGGGAAGGCUCAUUUCUACAAGUUGCCUUUGUAUGAUAAUUAAUUUUUGUAUUGUUUUUAGUUUUAAAUGGAAAAUUUCAAGAAAUGCAUCUGAAGUGAUUUCUUUUUUUGUCUUUUAUGUACUUCGUAGAACAUGUCAGCGUUAUCAUUUCAGAGAUUUGAUGAACUGGUGCCGACGGUCAAGCGUAGACUUUGACCACAGAGAGUCGUCCCAGGGUCUGAAGGUGUUCCUGGAGGCUCUCGACUGUUUUGUGACCAGUCUUCCAAAAUCUUCCACAAGACUCGCGGUUGCCACAGCCAUUGGGACAAAACUUAAUGUCACGGAGGAGAGGGCCAAAUAUUUUUGUUCUCAACACAAACCAAGUAUAAGAGAGACACAGACGAGGCUGGAAAUCGGCAGGUCUAAACUGAAGAUUGAGACUCAGCACAAGGAUAUUACCACUAGCCAAGCACCUGUGUUUUCCUACACUCGAGCGGCCCUGGGCUUGCUGGAGAAAGUGGCGGUUUGUGUGCAGAAGAAAGAACCCAUCUUGCUGACGGGAGAAACAGGCACCGGGAAGACGUCCACUGUCCAGUUCCUGGCUCACCAUUUGGGCCAUCGACUACACGUCAUCAACUUGAACCAACAAUCAGACAGCACAGAUUUUCUUGGAGGACUUUGUUCGCUAAGAAGCAGUGGUCCAAUCUUCUGACAUUGAUAGAAACUCCCGUUAAGAAGGCGCUGAACAAGUUGGAUGCUGCAACUGCGGAGUAUGCUCAGUGGUCUGCAGUGUUGAAGCGAAUUCAUGUCCUACGCGUCCAGAUCAAGGAGGCUAACAGCGCUCUUGCAUUUUCCUUUUUGGAGGGGACACUGGUCAAGGCAUUGCGUCAGGGUCACUGGGUGCUGCUGGACGAGAUCAACCUGGCCUCGGCCGAGACAUUGGACAGCCUAGCAGGUCUCCUGGAGAGUCCCACGGGCUCCGUCGUGCUCACAGAGAGGGGGGACAUUGACCCCGUAAAACGCCAUCCAGACUUCCGCCUGUUUGCCUGCAUGAACCCGGCCACUGACGUGGGAAAGAAAGAUUUGCCUGCCGGCAUCAGGAACAGGUUCACAGAGUUCUUUGUGGAAGAGCUUGAGAACUCAGAGGAUCUGUCCACGCUGGUGCGGGACUACCUCCAGGGCCUGUCUUUGUCCCCCAAGCAGGUCACGGGCAUCGUCAAGUUCUACUUGACCAUCCGGGGCGAGGUCGCUGACAAACUGACUGACGGCACUGGUCACAAGCCUCAUUACAGUCUUCGUACGCUGUGCCGGGCCCUCAGAUACAGUGCCAGAAAUCCUUGCAGAAGUGUACCCCGCUCCCUGUAUGAGGGUUUCUGCCUGAGUUUCCUGAGCCAGCUGGACCGGUCAUCUCACCCGGUAGUGGACAAUCUGAUCUGUCGCCACGUCCUGGGCAGUGCCACCAGCACCGCUACCAAGGCCAUCCUCAGCCAGAAACUGCCGCGGCCCGACGAGGGCGUCCGGGAGGGGGGCGGAGCCUCGUACGUGUCGGUGGCCGACUACUGGAUCUCUCGCGGCCGUCUCAAGCCCAGCACACCCCAGGACUACAUCCUCACGCCAUCGGUCAAGCUCAACCUGAAGGAUCUGGCACGAGUUGUUUCUGCUGGGCGCCAACCAGUUUUGCUCCAGGGUGAGACGUCAGUGGGCAAGACCUCGCUGGUCGUGUACCUGUCUCGUCUGAGCGGCAACGUGUGUGUCAGGGUGAACAACCACGAACACACUGACCUGCAGGAGUACAUCGGCUCUUAUGUCGCAGACGAACACGGAAAACUCGUCUUCAAGGAAGGUGUCCUAGUGGAGGCCAUGAGGAAAGGACACUGGAUCAUCCUGGACGAACUCAACCUUGCGCCAACUGAUGUGCUGGAGGCUCUCAAUAGGCUGCUUGACCAUAACCAAGAGUUGUUCAUCCCAGAGACUCAGGAAGUUGUCCAGGCUCACCCAAAAUUCCAGCUUUUUGCCACGCAGAACCCGCCUGGAUUGUACGGAGGUCGGAAGGUUCUAUCAAGAGCUUUCCGUAACAGAUUUAUCGAGCUUCACUUUGAUGAGAUUCCCCCGAAAGAGCUGGAGACGAUUCUGCACGAACGUUGCGGCAUCCCGCUCUCCUUUGCUCGCAAGCUGGUGGCUGUCAUGUUGGAACUUCAGACUCGGCGACGUGGAUCAAGCAUUUUCUCUGGCAAGCAAGGCUUCAUGACGCUGCGUGAUCUGUUCCGCUGGGCCCAGCGCUACAACUGCCCCGAGGCGGGCAAGGGACAGAAGUUUUACGACUGGGACCAACAUCUGGCUGAUCAUGGUUACAUGCUGGUUGCUGGCCGCGUCCGCAAAUCGGAGGAGGAGCAGAUUGUUCUGGAAGUGCUGGAGAAACACUUGAAGCGCAAGGUGUCACCGGGCUCGUUGUUCUCCGUUACCAAAGCAACACCAGAGCCGUUUGCCGCCACUCUGGAGUCCGUGAUGGGUCAGUCUGUGGACGGCUUCCAGCACAUGGUGUGGACGUACAGCAUGCGGAGACUGGCGCUGCUCAUUGGUCAAGCCAUCCGAUUUCAGGAGCCUGUUCUACUCGUGGGGUCCACUGGGAUCGGUAAGACUACAGUGUGUCAGCUGUACGCUGCACUACGGGGCCAGGCUCUACACAGCGUUAACUGUCACAUGCACACGGAGAGCGGAGAUUUCCUGGGAGGCCUCAGGCCUGUGCGCUCCUCCUCAGAUGACGCGGACCUGAAAGAACAGAAGCUGUUUGAGUGGAAGGACGGCCCCCUGGUGACGGCCAUGAAGGACGGGGCCAUGUUCCUGAUAGACGAGAUCUCCCUGGCCGACGACUCGGUGCUGGAGAGACUCAACAGUGUCCUGGAGCCGGAGCGAACGCUGGUGCUGGCGGAGAGGGGCGGGCUGGGAGAGAGCAACGAGGCUCUGUCUGAGGUGGAGAGUGUCACGGCCGCUGAGUCUUUCAGAUUGUUCGCGACCAUGAACCCUGGAGGAGACUUUGGCAAGAAAGAGCUGUCCCCUGCCUUGAGGAAUCGCUUCACAGAGAUCUGGUGCCCUCCGUCUCUAGAGAGGCAGGACUUGAUUGCUAUUGUGGAGAAGAACAUCCGCGCAGGUCUCCAGCUUCACACUGCCGCACAUGACGGAUCCAGUGGCUUCGGUGCUGCCAUGAUUGACUUUGUGAACUGGUUCACGGCUACGGAUUUUGGAUCCAAGGCCACAGUGAGUAUCAGAGACUUGUUGAGCUGGGUGCACUUUGUCAACUGCUGCUGCGGCCGUGCCGGCGAUGAGGGGGAGGCGGAGGAAGCCAUGGAGACCGACAGUAGUGGCCUUACCACACUGUGUCAGCUGAACCCUCAACAGUCGUAUGUCCACGGAGCUUGCUUAGUCUUCGUGGAUAGUUUGGGAGCAGGUUCGACCCAGUCAUGGAAUGAGGCAGUCGCCCAAACAUCCCGUCAAAGAUGCCUGGACUUCCUGCUAUCCCAGCUGUCCUCUCUGUGUGGCUCGGCACUGCGCCCCGAGGACUGCGGUCUACUGACCCCCCGGAGCAGCUUGCAAGUAGUCAUCUCCGAGAGCAGCUUGAGCAUACCCCCUUUCAGUAUUGCCAGAGGUCCGUCCCGAGGAAUGGACGAUGUCCAGUUUUCCCUGGAGGCUCCGACCACCUGUGUGAACGGUCAGCGGUUGCUGAGAGGGCUACAGCUGGCUCGGCCCAUACUCUUGGAGGGCUCGCCCGGUGUGGGGAAGACCAGCCUGGUGGCAGCUGUCGCUAGACUAGCUCGGAAAACGCUGAUCAGAGUCAACUUGUCAGAGCAGACGGAUGUGAGUGAUCUAUUCGGAGCUGACCUUCCUGUGGAAGGAGAAGAGGGCGGUCGCUUUGCCUGGAGAGAUGGACCUUUCCUGCAAGCUCUGAAGGCUGGUCAUUGGGUUGUCUUCGAUGAGCUCAACCUGGCCUCCCAGUCAGUCCUGGAAGGUCUGAAUGCCUGCUUUGACCACAGGUCAGAAGUCUACAUUCCUGAGCUGGGCAAAACCUUCCACAUCAACCAGGAAGACACACGCAUCUUUGCCUGCCAGAACCCUCUGGCCCAGGGGGGAGGCAGGAAGGGACUUCCUCAGUCCUUCCUCAACAGGUUCACUAAGGUUUAUGUGGACCCUCUCACCAGGACUGACCUGAUCUUUAUUGCUAGCCGGAUGUACCCGGGUCUCCCAGAGGACAUGCUCACGGAUAUGGUGGACUUCAAUACAAAGAUGUACUCAGAGACCAUGGUGAAGAAGCAGUGGGGAGGACGAGGUUCUCCGUGGGAAUUCAACCUCAGAGAUCUGUUCCGUUGGUGCGAGCUCAUGCAGGCAGACCAGAAUGUGUGUCCCGGUGAAUAUGUAGGUCUGAUCUACAAAGACAGGAUGAGGACAAGCCAGGACAAGCUCAAAGUGGACCAACUGUACACUGCCUCCCUGGGGAGCUCAUACCCUCUGUGCCAGCCGUCCAGAGUGCUGCACGUCGGGUCUUCCACGGUCCAGGCCGGUCAUUCCUUCCUGCCUCGUCAAGGCGUGCACAAGUCUCACUCGGUUUCUUUGCUGACUUUACACCACUGCCUGGAGCCUCUGGAGUCUCUGAUGAAGUGUGUGCAGAUGAGCUGGCUGGCUAUACUGGUGGGUCCCCAGUCCUGUGGCAAGACAAGCCUGGUGCGUCUCCUGGCCCAGCUGUGUGGACAGACCCUUAGCGUCCUGCCUAUGAACAGUUCCAUGGACACAACAGAGCUACUGGGCGGAUUUGAACAAGUCAGUUGUUGGUUGUUAUUUUUGUCAUGACGCGGUGGAAUCAGGCACUUGUCAAUUUUUUGGUAUAUGGAGUU
Molecule: messenger RNA, 5979 nt
Organism: Aplysia californica (California sea hare)
Lineage: Eukaryota; Metazoa; Mollusca; Gastropoda; Aplysiida; Aplysiidae
Product: midasin
Biological process (GO): rRNA processing; ribosomal large subunit assembly
Cellular component (GO): preribosome, large subunit precursor
Molecular function (GO): ATP binding; ATP hydrolysis activity
Source: RefSeq, a predicted model, not a curated record